CCGCUCCGGGGCACCCACGAGGGCGCUCCGCGGCCGCGCCUCCCCUCCCGCCUCCUCCUCCUCUUCCACCUCUGGCUGUGGCGGGCGAGGACACGUCAGGGGCCAUAAAUAAAUAAAUAAUUGCAGUCCCCCGGGGACGGCGAGGCGAGCCGGCUGCGGCUCGGAGGGAGCGGAGAGCGGCGGUGCCCACCCGGUGCCAGCGCCAGUUGUUUGUAAGAGGAAUUUCCUGAUACGACUGAAAACAGCAUCAGUUUCAUCUAAGCAUCUUUCAAAGCGAGGACUGAUGAGCUGCCUUGCCUUUGUCCUCCCUACCCUCCAAAACUAAAAAACAUUAAAUAAAAUAAAAAUAAUAAAAAUGUCAAGCAAUUUAGACAUUGAUCAGCCUGGUAAACGAAUUCUGCCAGCAAACAGAAGUCCUACUGUUGUAAAGAAAAUUGAUAAUCUGGAGUCUGCUCUACCUCUCUUCCUCUGUAUUGCCUUCAAAUACCAUACUUCGAGGAAUAGUGACUGGACUUACCAAUUCCACGUAUAAACCAAAGAAGUCUGUUCAAGUGGGAAUCUGUCAACAGGUUACCUGAAUUGCAAAGAGAAGAGCAGAAAUGCCACCACCUGCAGGUGGCCCACCACUACACCCACCUCCUGAUGGAGGAUGGGGCUGGGUAGUGGUUGCAGCGUCUUUUAUCUCCAUCGGAUUCUCAUACGCAUUCCCCAAAGCCAUCACAGUAUUCUUCAAAGAAAUUCAGCAAAUAUUCAGCACCAGCUACAGUGAAAUAGCAUGGAUAUCAUCCAUUAUGCUGGCUGUAAUGUAUGCAGGAGGUCCCAUAAGCAGUAUUUUGGUGAAUAAAUAUGGUAGCCGGCCAGUGGUGAUGCUAGGAGGUUUGCUGUGCUGUGUGGGAUUGGUCGCAGCCUCUUUUAGCACCAGCGUAAUAGAGCUCUACGUCACUGUGGGAUUCAUUGGAGGUUUAGGUCUAGCCUUCAACCUGCAACCCGCCUUAACAAUCAUUGGCAAAUACUUCUAUAAGAAACGACCCAUGGCGAAUGGGCUCGCCAUGGCAGGAAGUCCUGUUUUCUUAAGUACAUUAGCUCCUUUCAAUCAGUUCCUUUUUAAUAUGUUCGGCUGGAAAGGAAGCUUCAUGAUUUUGGGAGGCAUAUUGUUGAAUGCCUGUGUGGCUGGGGCUCUCAUGAGACCCGUUGAAUCCAAACUAAGUACUAAGGCUCAAAAUAAGAUUGGCGAAACAGAGCUUGAGUCGGGUGUGAAAAAAAGCCACAAGAAGCAAUCAGCCUGGGAAAAAAUUAAUAACUAUUUAGAUUUCUCCCUUUUCAAGCAUAGGGGGUUUUUGAUAUACUUAUCUGGAAAUGUCAUUAUGUUUCUAGGAUUUUUUGCCCCCGUUAUAUUCUUGGCUCCAUAUGCUAAAGACAAGGGGAUUGAUGAGUACUCUGCAGCCUUCCUGCUGUCCGUUAUGGCUUUUGUUGACAUGUUUGCGAGGCCUGCAGUAGGAUUCAUUGCAAACACCAAACUUGUUCGACCUCGAAUCCAGUACUUCUUCAGUUUUGCAAUUAUGUUCACGGGAGUGUGUCAUCUCUUGUGCCCAUUGGCAGAGGACUACAUAAGCCUGGUGUUUUAUGCUAUAUUUUUUGGUCUUGGAUUUGGGAGUGUUAGCAGUAUCCUCUUUGAAAGUCUCAUGGACCUUGUUGGUGCUCAAAGAUUUUCCAGCGCCGUGGGACUCGUCACCAUUGUGGAGUGCUGUCCAGUUCUCCUCGGCCCUCCUCUGGCUGGUAAAUUGGUGGAUGAAACUGGAGAGUAUAAAUAUAUGUAUAUAGCCUGCGGGGCUAUUGUGUUCCUAGCAAGUGUGUGGCUGCUCAUUGGUAAUACUAUAAACUAUAGAUUGCUUGCAAAGGAAAAGAAGUUGGAAAAAGCAAAGGAGGAAACGUAUAACAAGCCUGAGUCCCGAGAAUCUGAACCUUUGAACGCAUCUAAACAAUGUGAUGCUGAAGUCAAAAGCACGAGGCCAGGGCGCAAUCCCUCAGAAAGAGAAACUAAUAUAUAGCAAGAAUCACGCCUCUGAUUUCAGUGUUUAUGACUUUUUAAAAAAUAUGUGUUUGUAUUGAUUUUUUAGACAGAAAGGAAGGAAGAGGGGAAAGGAGAUAGAAACAUAGAUGAGAGAGAAGCAUUGAUUGGCUGCCUCCUACCGAGGAUCCAGCAGGCAACCCGGGCAUAGGCCCUGACCAGGAAUCGAACCAGCGACCUCUUGGUGCAUGAGACAACGCUCAUCCACUGAGCCACACCGGCCGGGCCAGUGUUUAUGACUUUCUUAUAAGAACUUUUUUUUUCCCUCCAAAAUAUUGGAAAGGAGUUUAGUUUAAAUAAAACUUCAUAAUGAAUGACGGAGAUGAGAUUUCCCUCAAUGGCAGAUUUUAAAUGUUUCCUUUUUAAAAGUUAUAUUUUGAGAUUAUGCAUAUAAAGAAUGCAAGGGUUUUAUUUUCAUACAUGACUCUGGUUGUGGUAAUUAAAAUAAUUUCCAAAUCUUCCAGUGACUUCCAGUCUUGAUUAUAGAGAUCUGAAUUCCAAACCCCUGGUUUAAGUAGUUAGAAGGAAUAUGUUUAAUCCUAUAAAAAAUACCCUCUCCACAUUUCAUUUUUUAAGAUAUUAAAGUGUGAAAUGGAACUAAAGGCAAAUGAAUUUCCACUCACAGUAUCUGGAGAAUAAAAAACAAAUAAGUUCAAAAAGAAUAUUAUCACCAUACUAUUUUUUUUUCUUUUUACUUAAAAACUAUCCGUGGAGAAAAAAGAUGUGUGUUAUAUUUGCAUACUACUGUACAUGUGGAUUUUAAAGAUAAGAACAUGGGUGGUGGAAAUGAGGUGAUCUUAAUUUGAAAAUACAACUAACUUUUUUAAACCGUAAGAUUUGAUUAAUUUGAUUAGCCCAUGCACAUGCUUUCUUUGAGGGGGCCAUUAGUACCUGGUAGUAGAGAAUAGCACCCUCAAAUUAAUUUUAGAAUUUUUACCUAAUAUGUAAACUAAGUUAAAAGCCUAAAUUACCCUCAAGCAAUGGACUGCGUCCAUUGAUUUUAAAAGGGAUUUUUAAAAAGAUUUUUUUAUUGGUUUUGAGAGAGAGAGAGAGAGAGAGAGAGAGAGAGAGAGAAUGGAUUAUUGAACUUGCAACCUUCGGAGGAGGUAUGAUGCCCAACCAACUGAGUUGCACAGGGCAGGGCUAAAAAGGAUUUUUGUUAGUAAUCCAGAAAGUAAGAACCAGGGAUUUUAUUUUAACCAGAACUCAUCUGAGCUAUUUUCAGACUGAGACAGCAAGUAGAAUCAACCCAAAUCCUGGUGGAUAGAUUUACAGAUAAGCCAAGUUGUAAUUUUUCCCAACACGCAGUGGUGAUCAAUAGGUUACUGUUAUGAAUAAUACAUUUGAGAAAACUAAGAGUGCAGGGGUGCUUAUAAUGAGCCCUCUAAACUCUCAUUUCCUCCCUUCCCCAAAAAUGUAAAAGCAAAAACCAAAAAUCAGAAAUAGGCUUUUCACUCAGCCGCUGAAAAUGCCUCCUAUCAUAGGGAUGUCGGCGCUUGAAAAUUCUGCCCUCCACUGACCGGGCUUCCUGCUGCCUCUGAACUUACCUGGUAACUAUUAACUAAACCAGCAGACUGUUAAAAAAAACAGCUGCUAGGACUGGAGGCUGUGCGUGAGCUGGUACAUGCACUUGUGAAGGGCAGGGAUCGUGUGUAACAAUAGCAAGAAGUUUGCAAUCCUGCGGCCCAGAUUAAUUUCGCGGUUUCUCGUUUUCAUGGCGAUGUGAAAACAUCUGGGAACCCGCAGCACUCCUGAAUACAGUGGCACAUGAUAGUUUUCUGUACAUUCAGAACUGUAAAUACCAUUUUGAGUUAUAAAGCGCUUGUAAACAAGAAAGAAAUUGUGCUUUACGACUAAAGGUAUAAAUAUUUUGUCUACAGAUCUGAAGUUUAAGUUAAGACCAUGAUUAGUAAAAAGCAUUUAGUGCUUGAUUAUUGAAGUGAUAUCACUCUCAAGAUGUCAAAAGAAAUUUGCUGGGGUUUUUGUGUGUUUUAUUAAUUGCGGUAGAGACAGGUGCUAUUCUUAUUCCCUAAAAGAUUGUACCUGUAUAUCAAGCUUUGGUGAUAGCUUACAUGAAGGAUUUAAUUUGUAAAAUGUAUGCACUGUUUAAGCAUGCGGUUCACAUUUAGGAAGCUAUAUAAAAUUCCAUAUUUCAUUUAACGUUCACUGUUUGCAUAAAAAAGAGGUAUUUGUAUUUUUCAAAUAUUAAGUAAAACGAUAUGUGCCAAUACCAUCAGUAAAUUAAUCAGGGAAAUGUGGCAGUAUAUGGCUGUGGGUUUUUAUUAUUAUUUUUUUUUAUUAUUAUUAUUUCAUUUUAUCCAAUCUUGAGUCUUGAAUGAGCUAUUUUCAUAUUAUGAGUGCUUUUCUAUGUAACUCUGAUUCGUCAUAAGCAAUGCAAUAUCGUAAAUUAGUCACUCUCCAGUCUUCAACAUUUCCCAAAGUGUCUUGAAUUCUCUGGAGACACACUUGUAAAUGAAUAUAGAUAUUAGACUCAGGAGUAAGGAGAAUAAAUAGCAGAAUAGUGAUCAUGGGUUUUAGGUCUAAGGCUAUAGUCCUUUUUAUCACCAGCUGGUAGAGACGUGCUGGUGGGGGGCAUUCCAGUAGUUAUCUCCACAAAAAAAGGUUUAUUCACAUACUGACAAAUUUCUUGUCAAAAACCAAUUCAUAUUUAUUUUAUUGCUCCUUGGUCAUCUUCAAUAUGCUUUCAUUUCUGGCACUGAUUAUAUCAAAUUGUUAAAAAAAAAAAAGAAAGAGAAGGGAAAUUGUGCAUUCAGAGUGCAUGAUAUGAUGUAUACAGUCAUGUCUGGCAGUGGCAAUGCAGCAAGUUACAAAUACGUACACAUAGCAAUGCCCAUACAUACAUAUUGAAAAUUUAAAUCAGAGUAUACUGGAAAAAGUGGUAUAAAUUCUCAUACAGGACGCAGAAUUGUUCCAAGGCACUCUUCCUGCUCCCUUGAACUUGUUAAAAUAUUUAUUGAUUUAACAGAAUCUUUCAAAGAUUGAAAAGAGAAUAUUAACUUAGAACAUUCAUUAUCAUUUUGCCACAUAAUAAUGGUCUUUCCUGGUCCUUUUUAGGUCUAAUCAGCACACAUUUAAGAGGCAGGGAGUCAGGCUCUGGUGUACUUCAUGUUGGAAGACUUGAUGUUUUCUCAGUGUAACUUCACAUGACACGUAAGUUUCACUUCGUUAGUACAGAGUUCCAACCACCUUAUCUACACACACACACACACACACACACACACACACACACACACUAUUCCCAGACACUAGGAAAUAACUAAAAUCAUUAGGUUUGAUACACUUGAAUGUGCACUUUAGAAAUCUAGGUAUUUUUUACUCAUCCUUCUCUGGCUGCACAUGACAACUGAGGAUAAAGAAAAAAAGACCAUAAGAUAUAUUAAUGGAAGUUGAUGUUAUAAAAUAUAGAAAUAGCCUUAAUCAUUAGUUGGAACUUAUUUCCUAUCAAAAAUACAUUUUCAAAAAAAAAAAAAAAAACACACACCCAAAACCUCUCAUUUGUAUAAAAUUUUAGGCUUAAUUUAAAAAAAAUUGUGACUGUUAGGUUCAAUUUAAUAGGAAGAAAGGAUGCAAAGUGGGAAGGGAUCUAGUCUUUAUGUAUUAUGCAUUUUGCCUACCUAAUAUUUUUUAAUAUUCAAGCCAAAUCAUAGGUAGAGGCUAUUGGCCUGAUAUAAUAGAUGAGUGAAACAAAACCAAAAAAAAAAAAAAAAAAAAAAAAAAAAAAACAAAGAAAUUCAGCAAAUUACCAAAGAUAAAAGGUAAUGUGUGACAGAAUCAGAACUAAAACUCAGGUUUAUCUAAAAGCAGAAAGAGCCCCUAGGAUGUUUACUACCUGCUGCCUCCUAAUAGGAGGUGUAGAAGCUAGAUGCAAUACAGAUACAACAAAUUUAAACCUUAUGCAGGGAAACCAAUUAGGUUUAACUUCUAUUCAUAUUAUGAUUUAUAUAGUGUUUGUUAGAGGCUGCAUUUGCUAUAACCUGAUUACAUAAUUUCAAGUUGGCUGUUUUUCUAGUCAAUGCACCUUACCCAAAAUCAUGGUAAUGAUUAUGUAAUAUCCAUAAUUAUUUUAAUGUAACUUUUCAUAAAAAGAAUGACAUAGUUGUAUGAUUCAAGCAUAAUAUAUUUUCCCUGAGGUUGAAUUUAGAAGAACAAAGUUAUUUUCUUUAUGGAUAAGUAAUUCCCAUAUUGGUAGCUACUUAUUAUGACUCAAGAAUUGAAAGUACUUAUUAUGAAACAUUAUUUUCAGAAUUAUGAUUCUUAUUUACAAGAUUUUCCUAAA
This is a messenger RNA of Myotis daubentonii (Daubenton's bat), 6365 nucleotides long. RefSeq names its product solute carrier family 16 member 7 (gene SLC16A7). Gene Ontology annotation, cellular component: basolateral plasma membrane. Lineage: Eukaryota; Metazoa; Chordata; Mammalia; Chiroptera; Vespertilionidae. The record is from RefSeq and is a predicted model, not a curated record. Gene Ontology annotation, molecular function: lactate transmembrane transporter activity. Gene Ontology annotation, biological process: plasma membrane lactate transport.